UUCAUUUGACUGUUAAGAGGUUUGGGGGUGUAGGGAGGCUGUGACAUUAAAGUUCAGAGAGCAGGACAAGACAAAUCAAAGGUAGGUAGUAUUUAGCAUCGUGGCCCACAAUUGGCAGGAUGAUCCAAGAGUUGGCAGAUAUUUGCUCCCCUGCUUAUUGUAAAGACACUAGUGCUGCUUUUUGACUGUAACACCAGUGAUACUCUAGUUACACCCUUAUGUUAUGCUAGGGAAAUUGUGUUUCCAUAGCUAGGGCUGACAGUGUAGAAUUGUGAAGAGCAUAGCCCAAAGGCCGACAGAUGUUGAUAUUGAGUAAUUUCAUGAAAAUGUGUACUUUCUUUAUGAAACACUAUUUUCCACCACCAUGCUAGAGUAGCUAAUGCUACUUCCUGGUGUUGCGCCCUGCGUUCAGCCAGGGGUAAUCAACACGCUGCUGCAACCUGAUUGGCUGAAUGCUAUACGCAACAUCCGAGACUAGCAUUCCUAGGCAUUAGCCACUCUAGCAUGGGUGUGGAAAAUGGUGUUUCAUAAAGAAAGUAUGCAUAUUUUCCCCGUUUAUUUUCUCGCCUUCUCACCAUACAAUUUAGUUAAGGAGGAAAUCAACACCUUUGCAGCCUGAAUGGAGAAUGUUUUAUGUACAAACCAGUCCACGGGGGCACGAAUGUAUAGCCGGCUGCAUGCACUCCCUUUGGACGGUAAGAAGAAACAACUCAAUAUCGUCAUCUGCCAGCCUUUGGGCUAUGAGGAGCAGAAUCAACAACCUCUGCAUAAUCAAAACAGUUGUUUUGUGAGAAGAUGUUGAACUUCACAGUUAGCCAUUGUUAUGUAAAGGACAGCUGAAAAGUACCAGUGGCCCCAAGUGAGAGCAGGUCCCCUGGAGCCAUGGCCCAGUGAGAUACGCCAGCCCGCAUAGAUGGAAACAGAAAAGUCUGAGCCUUUUGUGUAAAACACUGGGGUAAAUUCUGUAUGGAAAUGCACCAUAAGACAAAUCAAUAAAGCAGUAGCUUCACAAAAAGGGGUGUUUUUCUAUGCAGGGACGAUGAGCUUAGGUUAGCCUAUAUUAAGCACUUGUUUUUAUAGCACAAUGAAUAACAAGUGUGUUGAUUACGCAUAGCCUAAACACCAAAUGGGAGUAGUGGGCAUCAUUUAUCCAUGACUGAGAAUGUUGUGUUAGCUGAGAGGUCAACUGUGCAUGCAGAUUUGUAUUUUAGAGAAAACAGAAUAGGGCUACGGGGUCAAUUAAGUCAAUGAAAUGAAAUAAAUUGUAUUAAAUCUAGUUGAGUUGCUCCAGUAGGCCUAUAUGUAACAUCCCCAGACUGGAAGUGUCUGGUGAGACUAUUACUAUUUUUCACGCGAGAAAAAAAGUUCUUAUAUCAAAAUUAGCCAGACGGUGGCAGCAUUUCAAGCUUUAACGCGAAAUUGGAGCUCCUGGCGCACCAAGUAAAUAGAACCCCAAAAAACACACAUCUCAUCUAUGUCAUCACUAUCACGAUUUAAAUACCCAUACUCCAACCUAAACGUGAUUCCCACAGUAUGACAAGCGAUUCAAAUUAUUUUGUUGAAAAACUAUCUAUGUGCAUGUGUGCAUAGAAACACAACUAACACAGUUCCACCUGGGAGAUCAAAUGCUUUAAAUUGCAGGCUUGUUGAUGAACCAUGAGUAGAAAGUAGAAAGAAUAUAGAGGUCGGAUACGCAGUUCUCUGUUGGACAGGGAGAGUGAUACCCAAGCGCGCAAAAUAUAUCAUAACGCACGGUUAUUUAAAAGUAGGGCGAUGCUUAUUUAGCGAUUGAGGCGCUCCAUGACAUGCACUGCAGUCUCACAACAAUACGAAUAGUGCUCAGCUACAUAUUGUGCAUUUGAUAAAGAAUAAACAUUCACAGUUUCCCACACUAUACAUGGUAGGCCUAUUGUAUUUCACAGCAAAAAAACUAAAACAAAUGUAAUCCUCUAUAUUAUGCAUCGAUGCUGAAGGCUAUGCGCGUCUCUGCCAAAAUGAUCAGAGUGCAAUGCAAGAGGCAACACCUAGCCUAUUUAUGCUAUGUAGAACGCCUGCAUUUGGACACUUACUCGGUUAUUACAUCGUUACAAUGUAGCGGAAGGAGGCGUUAAUUGGCUAUUUUGAUACAUUUACCCUACGUUUCAGUGAUAUCUGCUGUACUAUAUGUACAUGGAAAGGAAAAACGGGUAAUAUAGUAGGCGGGUUUAAAAGAACGAGAAGGGAAGGGUAUGGCUGCGGAGUCGGGUCCCGUUUACCAGCUGUUCGUUCAUUCCACCAAUGAGUUGGGCAGAAUUGGCUAGAUUGACAGGCACGCCUUUCCAACGUUGCGCUGCCUUUUAUGAGUGUGUAGUUUUCUUCUACUUUUUACUGCAAGCCAGAACUGGAUGUAAUAACGUCACAUGUUGUUUUUCUCUCCAGCGCAAUCACGGUGGUGUUAUUUGGUGCUUAACUGUUGCAGACAGCGGGAGGGAAUACCUGUGUCGGGUAAUGGAAUAAUUAAAGCGGAUUUACAUUAGUUUUUUUCGGUGCUUUGGAAAAUAGCACAAACAACUUCUCUAAAAGUAAGUAAAGCGUGCGCAUCAGAAUGGCGAGUCCUCCAACGAGUGGAGGACAGAUGUUGUCUAAUGUGACCAAUAACAGUAAUAACAUUAAGAAAUGUGGAUAUCUAAAGAAACAGAAGCAUGGACACAGACGUUUUUUCGUGUUGAGAGAACCCAGCGAGAGCUUUCCUGCCCGGCUGGAAUACUACGAGAGCGAGAAGAAGUGGAAAAACAAGUCGGCUGCUAAAAGGGUGAUACUGCUGGACUCAUGUCUUUGCAUAAACAAGCGAGCUGACUCCAAGCACAAACACCUCAUCGCCUUUUACACCAAGGACGAAUACUUUGCAGUGGCAGCCGAAAACGAGCAGGAGCAGGAGAGCUGGUUUCGAGUGUUGUCGGAUAUGAUCGAAGAGGGGAAAGUCUAUGACAGCCCAACGUCUAAUUCCACCUCUCUUUUCUGUUUCGAGGAGGCGAAUUACGGUAUGAUCACGCCAACCACUGCCUUUCACAAGGAGGUAUGGCAAGUGAAUUUGAAGUCCAGGGGACUGGGUCAAACAAAACAUUUGAUAGGGGUGUUUAGGCUGUGUUUAUCCAGUCGGACUAUCAGCUUUGUGAAACUGAACUCGAAGGUUGCGGCUGUCAGUUUACAGCUCAUGAAUAUCCGGAGAUGUGGCCACUCUGACAGCUUUUUCUUCAUCGAGGUUGGUAGGUCGGCUGUCACUGGCCCCGGUGAGCUCUGGAUGCAGGCUGACGACUCGGUGGUUGCGCAAAACAUCCACGAAACCAUCCUGGAGGCGAUGAAAGCCAUGAAAGAGCUGUCAGAAUUCAGACCUCGCAGUAAGAGUCAGUCGGCAAGAACCAACCCCAUUUCAGUGCCCACAAGACGCAACUGGAAUAAUCUUCCCCCAAGUCAGACAGGGUUGGUGAGGAGGUCGAGAACAAACAGCAUAGUGGCCACAUCCCCAAUGAGCAAGUUCACAUCUUGUCGGAUAAGAACUGCUAAUGGGGGGGAUGGCAGCAUGGUCAGGCCAGUGUCUAUGUCAAUAUCUAUGAGCGGGAGUCCCACCAGUCCCCUCUCCAACCGGAUCCCCCUAAGCCGGUCAAGUACGCUCUCCAGCGGACGCAUUUGCCGGAUACUGGAGUCCAGCCUCCAGCACAGCCGCUCCUUGCCCGUCUCCAACAACCCCCCCUCAGUCUGCAGUUCCAUCUGCCUCUCUCCCAUGAGUGGGACCCUCCCCACCCCUGAUGCGGUCCACCGCCACUUCAGCUGCAGCACCUCCAUCUCAGGCUCCCUCAGUGACGCAAACUUUAUGCUAUGCGACGAGUACAGCUCCAGCCCAGGCGACACCUCCAGGCUCCUACCCCUCACCAGGAGUGACACCCACGACUCCCUCUCCAGCACUCCCCCCUCCUGGGAGGCCAACGACCUGUGUGGCUACAUGAUUAUGGACAGGACGAAUGACCAACAGCGGGCGUGCCAGGAGGAGGACCUGACAUCGCAGAAGGCGUACAGGAAGAGGUCAUACUCUCUCACCACACCACGCCAACACAGGGUGCCCGCUCAGCUGUCGUCUGCCUCGUUGGAUGAGUACACCCUAUUGUGGGCUGCCCACCACAACAACAGCGGGCACCACUCCAGAAACCGCUCCAUCUCCGCCUCCCCAAAGAGAGGCGAAUCCAACGGUAACCUAGGAGGGGACGAUGGCUAUAUGCCUAUGAUGACGGGUGUAGCAGCGCCGCCCGGGGGAAACAACAGCAAGGCAGACGCUUACAUGCCCAUGAGCCCCAUGUGUGUCUCGGCUCCCAAGCAGAUCAUCAACCCCGGGGCCCAAAUCCACCAGGACGGGGGCGGCUACCGGACCAACUCACCCAGCAGUGGAGGCUCCUUGGAGGACAGCGGCUACAUGAGGAUGUGGUGCAGCUCUAAGUCGUCCAUUGAAAGCCCUGACAGCCGCUCGACCUACAUGAACAUGUCCCCUAGCAACGCUGCUUACACCACCUCGCAGACCUCCCCGGACUACUUCCUGGAGCAGCUUCUGGGUGGUGAGCCUUCCAUCUACUCCGCAGACUCCCUGCCGCGCCCCACCAAACUCCACCAGACUUCCAAGGAGGUGGGGGACACUAAUGACCAAUACGUCCUGAUGAGCCCCCAAGGCCAUCCGUCGCUAGGUGGGGAGUCAGACGACUACUACUCAGUGAUGACCAAUGCGGCCACGCUCAACUCCUCGGUGCCCUCAGCCAUCAGACAGAGCCGGGGAACUGAGAGCCUGACGUCCCACCAGGGGAGGAUGGGGCGACCCAACCGGCUGUCUCUCGACAGCUUUAGGAUCCUGCCCAGCAUGAACGAGCACCUCUUGCCCGGGGAACCUAGGAGCCCGGGCGAGUAUAUCAACAUAGACUUCAGUGAGAGCACCAAGUACUCCUCUCUGUCAGCAUCCAAUGAGAGCCAGGAGUCGUCUCCGGGCUCCAUCGGCAGCCAGCCGAGGUCCCCUCUCUCCGACUACGUGAACCUGCACCACAUCGUCUCGCACUCACCCAAGGCCGGAGACACCCCUGCCGGACGGUUAGACACGGUCCCUGAGUUAUCCCUGUGCCCUUGUCUGGAUGGGGAGGGAGUGUACCAUCUCCGAUCGAAGAGCGAUUCCAAGUGCCCCCUGAGAGGCAAGGAUGAGUACACCGAGAUGACAUUUGGACUUGGAAUGGCCAACAAGCCUCCCCAGUUCGUCCCUCAGACCUCAGCAAGCCCCAGUGCCAGAGAGAAGAGGCUUUCCCUGGGUGAGCAGAGCCUCCCGGUGGGCAUUGGGGUAUUCCUCCUUGGCGCCGUCAACCCCGUGGAUCCUGACAAGGCCGCCAAGGUGAUCCGGGCCGACCCCCAUGGGCGCAGGCGGCACAGCUCCGAAACCUUCUCCUCUACGGCUACCGUCACCCCUGUGUUCCCCUCGUUCGCUCAUGGGAAUGCCAAACGCCACAGCUCGGUGGAGAACCUGUCGGUGCGGAGCAGCGAGGGCUCAGACGAGGAGAGUGACAGCCCCAUGAUUAGAGAGAACUCUGCGGGCUUCCAGAAUGGACUGAACUAUAUUGCCCUGAACCUAAUGGAGAACCGGGACAGGGACAUGGAGGGACCUUGUUGUGAAGACCUGCCCAUGGUCAGCUUUAAGCCGGCCACCAGCUGCAAGGGAGCCCUCCAUGGAUUACACGUCGCGCCGUAUGUCUGUUUGGGGUUCAAGGAGGCGGCAACCACUGUCAAAGACUGAACAGGACAGUGGAUGAUCCAAGCCCUCAUCAUCCAUGCUCUGAGAUGGACAGUCAUACAUUGGGGGCGGCUGAGACAACCUGCUGCUGUAAAUUAACUCGAGAAGUAAGGCUGUGCCUCAUGUGACCCAACAAACACCCCCACCAUGGCUAACUCCCUUGCCCAUGGAUGGGAAUCCUAACACUGGUGCUGUCCCACUCUGUACUAAAAAGGAAAUGGGGCCAGAGGCUCCUGUAUAUGGGGGACCUCUGUAUGUGUCUAGAGGCUAUAUUUCUGGCUCUGUUUAUCUGUUUUGAAUUUUCCCUCUGGUUUUUGGUUUUGUCUCAUGGACUGUGAGUAGCCUGUCUGUUGACCCACAAGACAGCACAUGUAAGGCACAGUACAUGUACUUACACCCUCCUCAAAAGAUUUGUCAACACCCCCCCAACACACACACACACACACAGCAUGCAUAUAUUAUUUAUUUACUUACAUGAGUAUGGAUGGGUCGACGUUUGUGUGUGUAAAAACAGAAACCAUGAUAGUUUCAGUAACACAUUCGCUAGCAAACCAUUUAAAAUACUCCAAUCCCUACCUCAGAAAGAGCAAGGCCGCAUACUGAGUAAUGUAUAGAUAUAUUUAGGUUGUAUUUAUUUUGUAAUGUUUCAUAAAGACCAGCCCAAUGCCUUACUGUCUUUAAUGUAUUUGUAAGGCACAACAAAGACAAUCUGAUUUAUUCUUCUGAUAUUAAAGUAUUUUCUUAAUUCUAAUUUCAUGCUAUAUGAUACUAUUUAAGAGCAUUUAUUACUAGUUCCAGUUAUGAGGUGAGAAAUACAUAUUAAUGUAGUAAGGAUGCAAAGAUGUUGGUCUGUGUACUUCCUAGUAGUAGUCAGAACUUCAACUAACCCAAGCAUUUACUGUAUUUGCAAUGCAUUACCCAUAUCCCUAGCUGUAACCUGAUUACAUGAUAGAACAUCUCAAUGAUUUAGUUUUGGGGGUAGAACGACACGAUUUGGAGUCAUGGGGAUUGCCACAGUCACUGCUGGUGUAAGCAUGAGGAGUACAUAGUGCCAGGGUACUGUUCAUUAGGCAUCAAACGGAUGAAAAUGAACUGAAACAAGGGAAGACUACUUGGACUUAGAAAUGUUUGGUGCCCCAUAAUGAAUUGUGCCCCAGUUUUCUCACACAUUUCUCACAACUCAUUAGAUUGUAACACACUAGCGACACAUCUGAAUGUAGUAGAGCACUUGAUGUAGUAGAAACGACAAUUGAAAAUUAAGUGGGAGACAUUUAUCAAACUGUAUUAUUUAAUAUGUACUACACUUAUGAAGUAUUUUCUCUGCAGGCUUUUUUGUGUAGAUUAUGUACAUAAGAGUUUAUCUGAAAUAGGAUGUAGAUAGUGAAGAUAAAUUUAGUCAUGUUGCAAUGAAAUUACUAAACAAUGUAAAGAAAAUAUUUUUGAAAAUUAUGUUUUUGGAUUGCAAUGUAUGCCUUUACCCCCUCACAUUUACUUGUGAAUAAGUCUAUAAUAUUUAAAAAUAGAAUUACCUUCGGUAUAUUUAGUUAUCUUUGCCUUGUUGACAACACUUUACCCAUAUGGCAUAUUCAAUAGUGAAACACAUUAACUUAGUUUGUAACCAAAUGUACACAUUGUGUUGAUAUAUAUUUUAAGUUUUUGAAGAAAGGAAACUAUUUUGCUCGUUGUAUAUCUCUUUCUACCUACUUUUGAUGCUAUUUUUUGUCACUGGAAACAUAUAGUGUAUAUAUAUUCAACAGUGCGCUCACUUUUAGUGUAUAUCUACUGUUUCUUACUCGAAGAUUGAAAUAUGAACUAUAUUGAGAUGGCACAGAUUGAACAUGUCUUCCAUUGUACAUACUUCAUAAAAACUGAUUGUGAUGCUCUAAAGAGAAUUUUAAUUGUAUUAGUCAGUAUCACCAACGAACACUUUUUUUGUGUCUCAAAUGUCUAUGUAGUGUACUACUUUUGAUCAUGGCCCAUUGGGCUCUGGUCAAAAAGUAGUGCACUAUGUAGGAAAUAAAGUGGCAUUUGGGACUGAGUGGACAAACUCAUGUAAUGAAAAGAGAGAACCCUCCCUCCCAUCAGGAUA
Salvelinus fontinalis (brook trout) is the source of this 7880-nucleotide messenger RNA. Its product is annotated as insulin receptor substrate 2-like. The coding region runs from base 2585 to 5794 and encodes 1069 amino acids. NCBI's taxonomy places the organism in Eukaryota, Metazoa, Chordata, Actinopteri, Salmoniformes, Salmonidae. Gene Ontology annotation, cellular component: plasma membrane; cytosol. Gene Ontology annotation, biological process: insulin receptor signaling pathway. The record is from RefSeq and is a predicted model, not a curated record. The transcript has 3 exons. Gene Ontology annotation, molecular function: insulin receptor binding; phosphatidylinositol 3-kinase binding.